AGUUCAUUCUGUCGAUGCUUCUGCAGCGUUGCGGGCGACUGAAACCCGCAGAGAACCGGGGACGCGCCAUGGAGCACGUGACGGAGGGUGCCUGGGAGUCGCUGCAGGUGCCGCUGCACCCUCGGGUGCUCGGUGCACUGCGCGAGUUGGGCUUCCCGCACAUGACGCCGGUGCAGUCUGCCACCAUCCCUCUGUUCAUGAAAAACAAAGAUGUUGCCGCAGAGGCUGUGACAGGUAGUGGGAAAACCCUGGCUUUUGUUAUCCCCAUUCUGGAGAUUCUUCUGAGAAGGGAGGAGAAGUUAAAGAAGAACCAGGUAGGAGCCAUCGUCAUCACCCCGACUCGCGAGCUGGCCAUUCAGAUUGAUGAAGUCCUGUCACACUUCACGAAGCACUUUCCGCAGUUCAGCCAGAUUUUGUGGAUUGGAGGCCGGAACCCUGGAGAAGAUGUGGAGAGGUUCAAGCAGCACGGUGGGAACAUCAUUGUGGCAACCCCUGGGCGCCUGGAGGACAUGUUCCGGAGGAAGGCUGAGGGUCUGGACCUGGCCAGCUGUGUGAAGAGCUUGGAUGUGCUGGUGCUGGACGAGGCAGACAGACUGCUCGACAUGGGCUUUGAGGCAAGCAUAAACACAAUCCUGGAGUUUUUGCCAAAGCAGAGAAGAACAGGCCUCUUCUCAGCCACGCAGACACAGGAAGUGGAGAACUUAGUGCGAGCAGGCCUCCGGAACCCUGUCCGAAUCUCUGUGAAGGAGAAGGGUGUGGCAGCCAGCAGUACCCAGAAGACCCCGUCCCGCCUGGAGAACCACUAUAUGAUCUGUAAGGCAGAUGAGAAAUUCAACCAGCUGGUCCAUUUCCUUCGGAGCCGUCAGCAGGAGAAGCACCUGGUCUUCUUCAGCACGUGUGCGUGUGUGGAAUACUAUGGGAAGGCCCUGGAGGCGCUGUUGAAGAAAGUGAAGAUCCUGUGCAUCCACGGGAAGAUGAAGUACAAGCGCAAUAAGAUCUUCAUGGAGUUCCGCAAGCUGCAGAGUGGGAUCCUGGUGUGCACUGACGUGAUGGCCCGGGGAAUUGAUAUUCCCGAAGUAAACUGGGUUUUGCAGUAUGACCCUCCCAGCAAUGCCAGUGCCUUCGUGCAUCGAUGUGGACGCACAGCCCGCAUUGGCCACGGUGGCAGUGCCCUGGUGUUCCUGCUGCCCAUGGAGGAGGCCUACAUCAACUUCUUGGCCAUCAACCAGAAAUGCCCCCUGCAGGAGAUGAGCCUCCAGAGAAACACCAUAGACCUUCUGCCGAAGCUCCGGGCCAUGGCUCUGGCUGACAGAGCUGUGUUCGAGAAGGGCAUGAAAGCCUUUGUGUCCUUUGUGCAGGCUUAUGCGAAGCACGAGUGCAGCCUCAUCUUCCGGCUGAAGGAUCUUGACUUUGCCGGGCUUGCUCGAGGCUUUGCCCUGCUCAGGAUGCCCAGGAUGCCAGAGCUAAGGGGGAAGCAGUUUCCUGACUUUGUACCAGUGGACAUCGAUACCGACACCAUUCCAUUUAAAGAUAAAAUUAGAGAAAAACAGAGGCAGAAACUUCUGGAACAAAAAAGAAAAGAGAGGUCAGAAAAUGAAGGGAGGAAAAAAUUCAUCAAAAAUAAAGCUUGGUCGAAGCAGAAGGCCAAAAAGGAAAGGAAGAAGAAGAUGAAUGCAAAGAGGAAGAAGGAUGAGGGUUCUGAUAUUGACGAUGAAGACAUGGAGGAACUCCUUAAUGAUACAAGGCUCUUGAAGAAAUUUAAAAAAGGUAAAAUCACAGAAGAAGAAUUUGAGAAGGGGCUGUUGACAAGUGCCAAAAGGACAGUCCAGCUGACAGAUUUAGGUGUCUCAGACUUGGAAGAGGACAGUUGACCUCAGAGCCUCAGGUGAAGGUCACCUCACUGGCCCUACAUUCCUGCUCUUGCUAUCUGGAAAGCUGUCUGUUCAGACUGGGAGAACCUGAAGGACUGCACACACGGGACUAUGAGACUACCAGAAUCUCACAGAAAUGUGUUUUACUAUUUGAAUGUAAAUAACAGAUUUCAGUAUUUAUUUUGAUUAAUUAUGUUUUUUCUAGGAUGGUUUUUGUGCUUUAUUACAGACUUAAAAUGUGUGUGUGUGUGUAAUUCCUAUUCCUUUUAAGACAGAUAAGGAAGUAUACUUGAUUUUAGGCCUGGAAAAGUUUCUAAGCAUUUAUUCCCAGGCACUUGACAUCCCCUUGCCUGCUCCCACCCAAAUGUCGCAUAUCCUUUGUAUUCCUACCGAGAGCACCCACAGAGGCAGAGGGCCUGUGUGCAGGGUUUCCCUCCCCCCCCCUUUUCAUUGUAAUAGGGCUACACUACUGUAGCGGUUUGCAUAUACUUGGUCCAUAGGAAGCGGCACUAUUAGAUGUGGCCUUGUAGAAAAUGUGUCAUGGUGGAGGCAGGCUUUGAGGUUUCCUAGGCUCAAGUGCCACCCAGUGUGUGGGAGAAAGCCUCCUGGCUGCUUUUGGGUCAGGAUGUAGAAGUCUGGGCCUCUCCAGCCCCACAUCUGCCUGCAUACUACCAUGCUUCCCACCCUUAUAGCCUAAAUCUCUGCAACUGUUAGCCAGCCCCAAUUCAAUGUUUGCCUUUGUAAGAGUUGCCUUGGCCAGGCAGUGGUGGCGUACACCUUUAAUCCCAGCACCAGGGAGACAGAGGCAGGUGGAUUUCUGAGUUUGAGGCCAGCCUGGUCUACAGAGUGAGUUCCGGGACAGCCAGGACUGCACAGAGAAACCCUGUCUCGAAAAACAAAAACAAAAUAAAAAGAAAUUUCAUACAUA
Mus musculus (house mouse) is the source of this 2799-nucleotide messenger RNA. It is a transcript of the gene Ddx55, whose product is annotated as DEAD box helicase 55. NCBI's taxonomy places the organism in Eukaryota, Metazoa, Chordata, Mammalia, Rodentia, Muridae. The transcript has 14 exons. Gene Ontology annotation, molecular function: ATP binding; nucleic acid binding; ATP hydrolysis activity. The coding region runs from base 69 to 1871 and encodes 600 amino acids. Gene Ontology annotation, cellular component: nucleolus; cytosol; nucleoplasm. The record is from RefSeq and is marked validated. Gene Ontology annotation, biological process: maturation of LSU-rRNA.